AUGAGUAUUCAACUCCCCCCACACAAGGUACAUGGAAAAUCCAUUUCCAAUUGGGAAUUGAUGGAGAAACUGCGAAAAAUGAUCCAACCUGACAGUUUCUCCGUAUUGAAAGUUUCAAAGCACAGUUCAGAAGUGAUAAGAUUCGAUGCAGAAUUAGAGAACCGUCAAAAAUUAGAACGAGUAUUAGCCCGUCUCGAGGACAGAAUUAUAAAUUUGAAUGAUUAUCCUGAUCCUUUAAAAGUGAAAGUUUCUGAAGCCAAAUCUGAUUUUCCAAGUCGACAUUCCUGGGAUUCAUUUUUUCGUGAUGCGACUGACAUGGAUGAAAUGAAACCUGGUGAAAGGCCUGAUACAAUUCACAUAAAGUACUUGCCAAUUCGUUGGUUUGUACAUGUUCGUGAGAUGGAUGAUGAUGCUCUUCCUUCGGAGACCAUAUUUAAGAAAGUAUUCGAAAAAUAUGGCUCGGUGCGACAAAUAGAUGUACCAUCGGCGGAUCCCUUUCGGAUGCAAAUGAAAGCUCCAAUGAGAGGAAUUACAAUACCAAUUCAAGAAGGAAGUUUAUAUUUUGAAGGCUAUGUGCAAUUUAGUGAAUAUGCAGGAUUUGUGCGUUGCAUGGAUUCUUUGCGAGGUAGAAAAUUACUGCGUAAAAGUGAUGAACUGGCUGAGUGGUGUAGUAUUAAAGUAGACUUUGAUAGAACAAAGCAUAUGACAGACGCAGCAGUAAAAAGACGAGCAAUUGUUAGAGAAAGGCUGGCAGCCAGGCAGAGAGCCAAGGAGGAAGAGGAAAAGCAAGAGAAGGAAAAAAUUGCUAAAAGAGAAGCUAGAGAAAGACAAAAGAUAGAUCAUCAUGAAAAAGAGAAACUGGUGAAGAUGCGAGAAAGAGAAGAAAGACGAAAGAAGAAACAGUUGGCUAAGUUGAUGGAGCGAGAAGAUGUGGACCUCAACAAGAAAGUAGCAGAAGAACAAAGAAAACUAUUGAAAAGUCAGAAGAAAUUACAAGCAAUAAGGCUGAUUGAUGAAUUGUUUAAGCGAAUAGAGCUUCGUCCUGAGCUCCAACGCAAUGGAACAAAGCCGGAGCGCUACUACAAGGCAGAUGACAGGCUAGCACGCCUGAGGAUAGUAGAGAACUUAAAGCGGCAGCAGGAGAAAGAUCUGGAGGAACAGAGAGAGAGACUUAGACAUGCACUUGAUGGACGUAUUAUCAUCCGUUCAGCGCUUGAAACUAAGAAACCCAAACGAGACUCUUCCAUUGGCUCUAUAUCUGAUGACGAUAAAGACUACAAGCGGGUCAAAUCUGAGAAGAUGUCUCCUGACAGAGAACCCAAUUAUAAUAAGAAUCCCGGAAUGUACUACCCCAACCCGUAUGGCUUCGGCUACCCGUUCCCCGCGCCGCACGGAUACCCCUUCCCGCAAACGUCAAUGUACUACCCGAUGCGCGGCGCGUACUACCCGGCGGAGGGCUACGCGCGGCGCGCGCGCGGGCGGGCGCGCGGCCGCGGCCGCGGGCGCCUGCCGUACUUCGACGGGCCCGACGCUACACACCAGUAUUAUCAAUACUUCAAGAAGUUGAACGAGCAAGAGGGCCGCUCGCGUUCACGCUCUCGCUCGCACUCGCGCCGACGCUCGUAUUCGCGCUCUCGCUCGCGCCGCCGUUCCUACUCGCGCUCCAAGAGCAGGAGCAGGAGCCGUGGUAGGAGGUCCAGGAGCAGGAGGUCGAGGAGCAGGAGCAGGUCGAGGAGUCGCCGGACCAGGUCUCACAGCCGUUCAAACUCAAGGUCGCGGAGAAGGUCUAAGUCCAGAAGCCGAAGAUCAAAAACCAAGUCAAGGUCCAAAUCUAGCCACAGAAGCCCCACUCCCAAACAGACAGACGGUCAGAACCAAUGUAAUGACGACAGUAAAUUUCUAUCCCCAGGAACUGUAAGACAGCGAAGGUCUAAAAGUUGGUCUCUUCCUAAAGAUGGAGAAGAAAAGGAGUUGUGGUCUAAGGAC
This is a messenger RNA of Brenthis ino (lesser marbled fritillary), 1986 nucleotides long. NCBI's taxonomy places the organism in Eukaryota, Metazoa, Arthropoda, Insecta, Lepidoptera, Nymphalidae. The record is from the annotation of a GenBank genome assembly.